Messenger RNA from Trypanosoma grayi, 831 nucleotides. Its product is annotated as putative aquaporin-like protein. Gene Ontology annotation, cellular component: membrane. Bases 1 to 831 code for a protein of 276 amino acids. NCBI's taxonomy places the organism in Eukaryota, Euglenozoa, Kinetoplastea, Trypanosomatida, Trypanosomatidae. Gene Ontology annotation, biological process: transmembrane transport; water transport. The transcript has a single exon. Gene Ontology annotation, molecular function: water channel activity. The record is from RefSeq and is a predicted model, not a curated record.
AUGACGGAGGAGAUUGCAGCAUUGGAGGAGCGCUCAUAUUUGGCGCGCAAGCUCCCCUUGAUAAAGCUAUCCGCCUACCAGGCGAAGUUCCUCUGCGAAGGCAUUGGUACAUUUCUCUUUGUGAUGACUAUAUCCCUUGCAGAGGUGAACUGCGGCAUCUCUGCCAUCAAUGGUAAGAACCGCACACGCAACCUCGCCCCGAUUGCGGAAGGAUUCAUGCUGUGCGUGCUAGUGUUCACCUUUGGCUACAUUUCCGGUGGGCACUUUAAUCCCGCAGUGACAUUCUCAGUCAUGCUCAUCCGGGCAAUGCGCGUGGAGGAGGCGGUGGCUUACUGGAUCGCGCAGGUGGUUGGCGGCAUCCUCGGCGCCAUCUUUGGCAUUAUUAUCAACGGCUUUCCGCGUCACUUGCCCGCGCCGCAGGUCUACAAGAACAUGCCAAAAUAUGUAUUCACAGGGUUCCUCGCAGAGGCUCUGUUUACAGGCUUCCUGGUGACUGUCGUUCUCCAUGUCGCGUACUCUCGGCAGCGCAACAAUCAUUACUACGGCCUUGCCAUAGGCAUGUGUCUCCUGGCUGCCGGUUACUCUGUCGGUGGUGUGUCAGGCGGCGCCUUUAACCCCGCUGUCGCAACGGGUCUGCAGCUAACGAAGUGCAUCACCGCUGGCUACUGCAUUCCGCUGAUGCACUUGUGGCUCUAUUGGUCGGCCCCUGCUGCAGGCGCGGUUGGAGCGUCGCUUCUGUUCAAGAUGACCCACCCCGCACCAAAAGAGACAGAUGAGGAGAAACGGCAAAAGGAUCUACAACGCUCAGCUCGGCACCUUUACGGCUCUUAA